Messenger RNA from Lemur catta (Ring-tailed lemur), 1313 nucleotides. It is a transcript of the gene RFC5, whose product is annotated as replication factor C subunit 5. The coding region runs from base 87 to 1103 and encodes 338 amino acids. Gene Ontology annotation, cellular component: nucleus; DNA replication factor C complex. Gene Ontology annotation, biological process: DNA-templated DNA replication; DNA repair. Gene Ontology annotation, molecular function: DNA binding; DNA clamp loader activity; ATP binding. The record is from RefSeq and is a predicted model, not a curated record. The transcript is spliced from 11 exons. Lineage: Eukaryota; Metazoa; Chordata; Mammalia; Primates; Lemuridae.
GCGCGCGAACUCUAAGCGUGAGGGGCCGGGGAUCAGGUCGCCACUGCGACGACCGCAGAGGACCCGGUUACCUUCGUCUCCGCGCGAUGGAGACCUCAGCGCUCAAGCAGCAGCCUGCAGCCGCCAAGAUCAGGAACCUGCCCUGGGUUGAAAAAUACCGGCCGCAGACACUAAACGAUCUCAUUUCUCAUCAGGACAUUCUGAGUACCAUUCAGAAAUUCAUCAGUGAAGACCGACUGCCACACCUGCUUCUCUAUGGUCCUCCAGGGACAGGAAAGACAUCCACCAUCCUAGCCUGUGCUAAACAGCUGUACAAAGAUAAGGAAUUUGGCUCCAUGGUCUUAGAGCUGAAUGCUUCAGAUGACCGUGGCAUAGAUAUCGUCCGGGGACCAAUCCUGAGCUUUGCGAGCACAAGGACAAUAUUUAAGAAAGGCUUUAAACUGGUGAUCUUGGAUGAAGCUGAUGCCAUGACUCAGGACGCCCAGAAUGCCUUGAGAAGAGUGAUUGAGAAAUUUACUGAAAAUACCAGAUUUUGCCUCAUCUGUAACUAUCUGUCAAAGAUCAUCCCUGCCUUGCAGUCUCGGUGUACGAGGUUCCGAUUUGGUCCCCUGACUCCAGAGCUCAUGGUUCCCCGCCUGGAACAUGUCGUAGAAGAGGAGAAAGUCGAUAUAAGUGAAGAUGGGAUGAAAGCGCUUGUAACUCUCUCCAGCGGAGAUAUGCGCAGGGCUCUGAACAUUUUGCAGAGCACCAAUAUGGCCUUUGGGAAGGUGACAGAGGAGACUGUCUACACCUGCACGGGGCACCCACUCAAGUCGGACAUCGCCAACAUUCUGGACUGGAUGUUGAAUCAAGACUUCACCACGGCCUACAGAAAUAUUAUGGAGUUGAAAACUCUGAAGGGGUUGGCACUGCACGAUAUCCUGACCGAGAUACACUUGUUUGUGCACAGAGUUGACUUUCCAUCUUCAGUUCGAAUACAUUUAUUGACCAAAAUGGCAGACAUUGAGUACAGACUUUCUGUUGGCACCAAUGAGAAGAUCCAGCUGAGUUCCCUCAUUGCUGCUUUUCAAGUCACCAGAGACCUGAUUGUCACAGACGCCUAGAUGCUCUGAAGCCCACUGGCCACAAUUCCCAGACCUAGUAGUGCAGAGGACAGUUACGGGUUGGACUGUUGCCCAGAGCAUGGGACAGAACCAUGGUCACCCCAAGUCUUAGAAAGCUCUGUUCCAGUUCUUGGUGUGGGUGAGCAGGUGUUAAAAAGUACCAUUUUGUGGCCAUUUGGAGCAGGAGUAUGUAAAACAAUUUUAAUGUAU